Messenger RNA from Eubalaena glacialis (North Atlantic right whale), 365 nucleotides. RefSeq names its product peroxisomal testis enriched protein 1 (gene PXT1). The record is from RefSeq and is a predicted model, not a curated record. NCBI's taxonomy places the organism in Eukaryota, Metazoa, Chordata, Mammalia, Artiodactyla, Balaenidae. Gene Ontology annotation, biological process: positive regulation of apoptotic process. The coding region runs from base 1 to 363 and encodes 120 amino acids. The transcript has 4 exons. Gene Ontology annotation, cellular component: peroxisome; nucleus.
AUGACCCGACUUGUCAGCUCCAAGCCAGUUUCAGCCAUGUCAAGGAACCCAGCCCCGCCCCGAGCGCUUUUCCAGCCGGAGAGCAGGUCUGAGCAGCGCAGCUGGGAGCGGAGCCCGCCCAGGUGUGAUCACAGCCCACCUUCUCAGCCCAAGGAGAAUAGCAUUGGCCAGAACCAUCACCAGGAGGAAACAAUCCACAAGUUGGCCAGGCAGCUGAGAAACAUCGGGGACAGCAUCGAUCAUAGAAUGGUUCAAGAGGAUUUUCAACAAGAAGGCAGAGCUAUCCUGGCUCAUUUUGCCUUAGUUUUCUUUGGAGGAGUUCACAUGUUGUUGCGCUUUCUCUGGAAUAACCAUGUGAUGUAAAA